UCCACUAGUUGAGUUUAAAUGAAUACAUUAACUUUGUUUGAGUCUCUAUGUAGGAACGGAAAGCAUUGAAAAAGCCCAACUCACAUCACCUUCGCACUACUAUCCGUUGAGACUUCGAUCAGAGAAGAUCAAUCUACAACAGGAUGGCUUUUCGUUGCAUCAUCUUUGCCGUGGCAAUUGCCCUUCCCGCUGCCUGGGCAAAUUCAGCCGGUGCCCCAGUAGUGGCUUGCGAUGACCUCGUACCUCAGCACCACGUUGACCCACAAACAUCCCCAGCACCAUACAGCUAUGUCUUGCCCCAGAAGCGCACCGUGGCCCCAGGGGAAUCCUUCCAGGUGACUGUGAAGGGCAACAGUAAAACUGACACCAUCAAGGGCUUCCUGGUUCAGGCACGAACACCCGGUGAUUCUCAAUCUGUCGGCACUUUCACAUCACUUCCUGGCCAGACCACUCAGACACUCACUUGUGGCAAGGGCCAAUCGAAUGCAUUGACCCACACGAAAAUUGAGAAAAAUGUCGAGGCUAUUACUUUCAAGUACACCGUUCCCCAGAAUGCUCAGAAAGGACAACAAUUCAACUUCCUGUGCACUGUUGCCCGCGAUGGAUACGUCUUCUGGGUACGCAUCCCAUCAGAAAAGUUCACAGUAGGAUGAAAUCAGAAAUCACCACAAUGAACAAUUUUGUUACCACUCAUCUACAAUUAAAGCAAUUUUAGUGGAAAUAAAUAACAUUUUUUUUCCAUUUUUGAAAA
Phlebotomus papatasi is the source of this 751-nucleotide messenger RNA. RefSeq names its product putative defense protein Hdd11 (gene l(2)34Fc). Gene Ontology annotation, molecular function: oxidoreductase activity, acting on metal ions. The record is from RefSeq and is a predicted model, not a curated record. The coding region runs from base 144 to 653 and encodes 169 amino acids. The transcript is spliced from 3 exons. NCBI's taxonomy places the organism in Eukaryota, Metazoa, Arthropoda, Insecta, Diptera, Psychodidae.